AUGUAUUUGGGUCUCUUCUUGAGCUGUAGCACACUUACUACUGCUGCUUCGUUAUGGUCGUCGAGAGCAGCUUCUUGGGAUACAACCAAUGAAGCUUUUGUUCUUGGGAAUGGAAAACUUGGCGUGAUGCCAUGUGGAGAAGCCGGAACCGAGAAGCUCAACCUCAAUUACGAUGAUCUUUGGAGUGGAGGGCCAUUUCAGGUUGAUGAAUACCGUGGAGGAAACCCCAAUUCGAGUAUGGUGAACAUCUUGAAUGAUAUUCGCGCCGAGAUCUGGAAAAAUGGGACCGGAGAUGACAGCCGACUACACGGCGACGAGAGUGGCUACGGCUCCUACCACUCACUAGCCAAUCUCACUGUUCAUAUCGAGGGUAUAACAGACGCAACUGGAUAUAAUCGAUCUUUAGAUCUGAGCAACGGCGUACAUACGACAAUUUAUUCAACAGCGGAUGGCACCUACACCACUUCGAUUUAUUGUAGUUACCCCCACCAGGUCUGUGUCUAUCAUCUGGAAACACCCGCUGUACUGUCAAAUGUCUCGAUCUGGUUUGAUGAGCUUGUGGAAUCGAAAUCCCUAUACAAUACCACCUGUGGGCCCUCAUUCGCUCGCUUGCGUGGUAUCACCCAAGAGGGACCUCCUCGUGGGAUGCUGUACGACACCAUCGCCCAAAGCUCCCUUCCAGGUGUUUGUGAUACUUCAACAGGCCGCCUUAGCAUCAGCUCUUCCAGCAGUAAAGCCUUGACACUGGUCAUAGCAGCGGGGACAGAUUUUGACGCAACAAAGGGCAAUGCAGCCAAUGGGUUCACUUUCCGAGGCGAGGAUCCUGCAACACAAAUUCAAAAACUCACCAGAACCGCUUCUCAAUUACCAGAGUCGAAGCUUCGAGCUGCGCAUGUGGCAGACUAUAGUUCUUUGGCAAGUGCAUUCGUCUUAGGCUUGCCGGACCGUCAUGGCUCGUCGGCAGUGGAGUUCUCGGAACUUAUCACCAGAUAUAGUGCCGACUCAACAGCAGGAGAUCCAUUCCUGGAGAAACUCAUAUUUGAUUAUGGAAGACAUUUGUACAUUUCAUCAUCGCGAGAGAACAGUCUGCCACCAAAUCUACAAGGAAUCUGGAGCUCGACGCAGAGUUCAGCUUGGGGUGCAGAUUAUCAUGCCAACAUCAACCUACAAAUGAACAUGUGGGGUGCGGAAGCUACUGGCUUGGGAGAAUUGACGGUAUCCGUUUUCAACUACAUGGAGCAAACAUGGAUGCCUCGAGGUGCAGAAACCGCCCAGUUGCUUUACGGAGGCAACGGAUGGGUGACACAUAACGAGAUGAAUAUCUUUGGUCAUACAGGAAUGAAAACUUGGCAGACUUCUGCGGAUUAUCCUGCAGCACCGGCAUGGAUGAUGCAGCAUGCCUGGGAUCACUACGACUACUCCCGCGACAUCCAGUGGCUGCGUAAACAAGGCUGGCCGAUGCUGAAAGGGAUUGCCGAGUUUUGGCUUUCCCAGUUGCAAUCUGAUCAGUUCACUCACGAUGGUUCGCUCGUUGUUAAUCCAUGCACAUCCCCAGAACAUGGCCCAGUCACAUUUGGGUGCACUCAUUGGCAACAAUUAAUCUAUCAGGUCUUCGAGACCAGUCUGCAGGCUGGAGAAAUGGCGCAAGAUGGCGAUGAAUCAUUCUUCGCCGAAGUGAGGAACAAGCUAGCCAAGCUCGACAAGGGCCUUCACAUUGGCUGUUGGGGGGAAAUCAAGGAAUGGAAAUUACCUGAUAGCUACGGGUAUGAUGUCGAGGGUGAUGAGCACCGCCACCUAUCUCAUCUGGUUGGCUGGUAUCCCGGAUGGACCAUCUCAUCGUAUCAGAAUGGAUAUGCCAAUGCUACCAUCCAGGAAGCCGUGAAUACCUCCCUCACCAGCCGCGGACCUGGAAUUUCAGACUCCAAUGCGGGAUGGGAAAAGGUUUGGCGAUCUGCUUGCUGGGCUCUCCUGAACAAUACGGAAAAUGCAUACUAUGAGCUUCGGCUGACCAUUGACCAGAACAUUGGUCAGAGUGGACUGUCACUGUAUAGCGGUGGAGAUAGCCCCUCGGGCCCAUUCCAGAUUGAUGCCAAUUUUGGAUACGUUGGCGCUGUGCUUAGUAUGCUUGUCGUGGAUUUGCCUUUGGAUAGCUCGAGCUCCGAGUCUGCUCGUCGCACUGUGGUUCUUGGUCCAGCUAUUCCUAAGACUUGGGCGGGUGGUAGCGUUCAGGGCCUCCGUCUACGAGGCGGUGGACGUGUAGAUUUUUCGUGGGAUGAUCAUGGUGUGGUUGACAAAGUACAGGCCGAUGGACUUGCGGAGAAUGUUCACCUUGUCAAUGUGCAGGGAAAGUCGUUCGCAUAA
This is a messenger RNA of Penicillium brasilianum, 2361 nucleotides long. The record is from the annotation of a GenBank genome assembly. NCBI's taxonomy places the organism in Eukaryota, Fungi, Ascomycota, Eurotiomycetes, Eurotiales, Aspergillaceae.